Cryptococcus wingfieldii CBS 7118 is the source of this 813-nucleotide messenger RNA. RefSeq lists its product as hypothetical. The record is from RefSeq and is a predicted model, not a curated record. NCBI's taxonomy places the organism in Eukaryota, Fungi, Basidiomycota, Tremellomycetes, Tremellales, Cryptococcaceae. Bases 1 to 813 code for a protein of 270 amino acids. The transcript has 3 exons.
AUGGGGGUGGUGUUGGGGCCGAGAGACUGGGCGAGGUUCGGCCCGCUGUUCUUCUCCUUAGCUCUCCGUCCCACCCUCCACGCCCUCUCUCAAUCCCUCGGCCCCAACACCACCCCCCUCGCGGGCCGCGCCGUAGCCCACCUCCUUCUCCAACAAUGCCUUCAACAAAACAUCCGCCAUCUCCAGCGCAGUUUGAAGACGGACGACGUCGGAGACGAGUGGCGGAAGAUGGACGAGCGGUCGUGGCAAGAGGUUCAGAGGUUGCAGAUGCGGCAGAUAGGGAAUGCGCCAGAGGAAGAGGAGAAGGGGAGGUUGUUGUCGAGCCUACCGGCUAGGUUUGGAGGACGCGGACUCUUAUCAUUCACAAACAUUGCACCGCUGGCUUAUAAAUCAGAGCAAGAAUCCGCCGACUCCUUCCUCGCCAAGAUCGACCUCAUCCACCUCAUCGACCCUCCCCCCACCCCCACCCCCACCCCCAGCGCGUUAGGUAAGCCCUACUUUGAACCUCUCCGCCUCUCCAACCACGAGAUCGCCGCCGGUCUCCACUACCGCCUCCUCACCCCCGCCUCCUCCCCCACCUGCUCUGCCUGCGCGAACGAGUCUGACCUCGGUCACGACCAAGUAUGCCGCCUGCGCGAGACUUGGUCCAUCCGCCGACACGACUCUAUCAACAGAGUCUUCCAAUCCUACCUCUCCCGUGUCGCCGGCGCCGUCGUCUUACUCGAACCAUCAACCCAGUCUGGGCGAAGGAGGAAUGACCUUAGGGUGCUAGGAGGGGGAGGGGAGGGGAGGAACGUCGACUAUACGAUCUGA